UUUUUUUUAUUAUUAUUUUAUUAAAAAUACAAGAUGGAUUAUUCAAAUUCAAACUCUGGAGGUUAUAUGAAUUCUUCAUAUAAUGAUUCAAAUAACAAUGAUGGUGCUUAUGCUAGAAAACCAAUGGGAGAUCAGACGUUAAGACCUGUGACAAUAAAGCAAAUCAAAACUUGUACGAUGCCUCAAGAAGGAGUAUUUAGAAUUGAUAAUGCAGAUGCUAGCCAGAUUACUUUUGUUGGUGUUAUUCGUAACAUUCAAGAAUUAGCAACAAACUAUGUGUAUACUAUUGAAGAUGGAACUGGAGCUAUUGAAGUUAGAAAAUGGAUUGAACAACAAGAAUCACCGGAAGAAGCUGAUGCUCGUCGAGAAUUAACAAUCGAUACAUAUGUACGUGUAAACGGUAGAUUAAAUUCAUUUAGUGGACGUAUAUCAAUUGUCGGUUAUUCUAUUCGCCCUGUAACUGAUUUUAACGAAAUUACGUAUCAUUUACUUGAUACUAUUCAUACACAUCUUGUAUUUACAAAAACUGGUUCUGAUAAUACAAUGAAUGUUGAUCCCAUUAUGAAGCCCUUAACUAUUCAAGAUCAUGUUAAUGACGCUAUUAAAAUGUUCGAUAAUAAUCCUGAUGGAGCCACAAUUGAACAAAUUUGCAGUAAAUUAAAAAAUUUAUAUACAGAAACUCAAAUUAGGGAAACAAUUGACAUUUUACAAAGUGAAGGACAAUGCUAUAAUACUAUUGAUGAUAACCAUAUUAAAUCUUGUCUUCCUUAAAAAAAAAAUUCUCUUAACAUGCAGAUAUGUAUAUAUUCAUAUAUAUUAAACACAAAUAAAUUUGACAGAAGAAUAUGUAAUUUCUCUUUUUGUCUUUUAUUUUAUUUUUAUAUAAAAAA
This is a messenger RNA of Cokeromyces recurvatus, 890 nucleotides long. RefSeq lists its product as uncharacterized. The transcript is spliced from 5 exons. Gene Ontology annotation, cellular component: nucleus; DNA replication factor A complex; site of double-strand break. Gene Ontology annotation, biological process: double-strand break repair via homologous recombination; nucleotide-excision repair; DNA replication. The record is from RefSeq and is a predicted model, not a curated record. Gene Ontology annotation, molecular function: DNA binding. The coding region runs from base 34 to 771 and encodes 245 amino acids. NCBI's taxonomy places the organism in Eukaryota, Fungi, Mucoromycota, Mucoromycetes, Mucorales, Mucoraceae.